AUGAUAAGUUCAAGGGUCAAUGCUCGAGUUUGGCAAAGAUCUAUUUCUAUCUUGAGACCUCAAGCGGCCAAAGCAGAGAGCAAUAUUGUUUCCAAAGAGAGAACAUAUAUUGAAGAGUUGAACAAGGAUAUCGCCACUUCUCGUUUCAAACUGGUGGAUCAAAACGGUCAAAUUGCAUCUAUAACUGUACAACCUGAUAUUCCGAUCUGCAUUAAGAAGGAUUGUUUGGUUUCUAUCCAUAAUUUGAACCAUCUCUCCCUUUCUUAUAAAUGGCUCAAUUUUUGGUCCAAUUUGAUCAAAUUCCGUUCAUUUAGAUCUUCGUUAUUUCAUAAGAUCAUUGGGUCCUCUACUAUGGAAAUUCUAGCUUCACCAAAUUUCCAAAAGUCGGGAAGGUCUUCCAAUUCUUCCAGGACUUUGUCUGUGUUGAAUUUGACGGGGACUAAGGAUUGGAAUGUAUUUGGCAAAGAUUCAAUAAUUGCAUUUGAACAAAAUUCCAGUUUGGAAAUCAAAUCGCCAAUCUUACCCACGCCUAGGACUCUGGCUUCGGGCUCAUUGAAGUCUCGACUACCACCGAAAUUUCAAAUUUUGAAUGGCAGGGGUAAUGUACUAGUGUGCGGAGGUGGUUCGGUAUAUUCAAUGGAAUUGAUUGACGAGAACGACAAAAUCCUGGUGAACUCCCGGAAUAUUUUGGCCAUCAACGGUCAAAGCCAAUUGGACAUUGCCAAUUCCGUUGAGAGACAGGAAUUGCAUGUAGAGACCGCGAACAUCGAGGAUAGUGGUAAGAGAGUGCCCAAACUUAUCACGAACCCAACGUUACAAUCCGCCUACGGACACACCACUCGGUUUUUCAAAAGACUAGGUAGUUGGUUUCGAAACCAAUAUGAAAAGAGAUACAUUUACGGUAUCGAUUCGUACUUCAUGAAGGUGAAGGGCCCGAGAACAAUACUGAUUCAAACGCACGAAAUGACGACAUCUAAAGAUAAUAUUCUAAGCAAAAUAACUUCCAAGGGCCACGUCAGGAGGAACACAGAAGACGACGUCAAUGACACUCUAGAGGAACGGGUUGCCAAUGAUGUCAAUUCCAAGAUAAUCGAACUUGCCAAUAGACCUUCAUUGUUCAUUGCGACUGUGUCCAAAAAUGGGAAGAUUGAUUUUCAAAGUACUUCGAAGUUCACAUAA
This is a messenger RNA of Saccharomyces eubayanus, 1179 nucleotides long. It is a transcript of the gene AIM24, whose product is annotated as Aim24p. The coding region runs from base 1 to 1179 and encodes 392 amino acids. The transcript has a single exon. Lineage: Eukaryota; Fungi; Ascomycota; Saccharomycetes; Saccharomycetales; Saccharomycetaceae. Gene Ontology annotation, biological process: inner mitochondrial membrane organization. The record is from RefSeq and is a predicted model, not a curated record. Gene Ontology annotation, cellular component: mitochondrial inner membrane.